Molecule: messenger RNA, 2122 nt
Organism: Pundamilia nyererei
Lineage: Eukaryota; Metazoa; Chordata; Actinopteri; Cichliformes; Cichlidae
Product: proline-rich receptor-like protein kinase PERK14
Exons: 5
Coding region: 908-2122 (404 amino acids)
Source: RefSeq, a predicted model, not a curated record
UCUUAGUGGUCUAGUUUCAGGAGUUUCAUAUGAGUUGGUAAAAGUUCAGGUGAAGCUAAGCCCUUCUUUGUGUGUGUUUCUCAGGUGUAAGUGCAACCUACAUGCAUCUCAGUGUGUGCUGCGCGAUGCGACACUGCAGUGUGAAUGCGACCACAAUACGGCUGGACAGGACUGUCAGAGCUGCAGCCGAGAGUUCACAUCUCGCACCUGGAGACCAGGAUCAUACCUGCCCCUGCCCAAAGGCACUGCCAAUGCCUGUGAAGCAACAGAACCUGCAGCCAACUCAUUCAGUACAGCUGGACCUACCACAGACACAGCUCCACCCAACAAUCCACGUCUGAAGACUGGAGAAAAACCACCUCCCAGAGUACUAGACAGUACCACCAGCCGUCCUACCAGUACCACCCCCACUGUCCAAGGCAGCAGUACUGACACUGGAGGGUCUAUCUCUGACCCACUGGGUCCACCCUAUAACUCCACUUCAGACUUUGGUGUGCUUGGGACUGAUAUAUCGAAGGUGGUGACCAGUGCUGUGUCACCUACUGUCCCAACACCAUCAGCUGGAAUUCUGCCUCUAACAACCAUCCCAGAAACGUUUUCCCCAGGUGACGGGUCUCAAUCUGAAGACUUUCUCCCCACUGGAUCUGUCCGUAUCAGUCAGGCUGGAGAUACUCUCUUUACAACAAAACGUGAUGGAAUUUCUCUUCGUCCUGAUAUACCUCCUCUGGCUGUACCUCCUCCAGAUCUACCACUGGAAGCUCCCUCUGUGGAUAUACCUUCUGCUCUUAAUGAAGCCCUUCCUGAUGUAAUUUCUCCUGAUGUUUUACUGGAUAUACUAUCUCCGGAUACACUUUCUCCUGAUGCAUCAUCUCCAGUUACACUUACUAAUAAUGUACAGCUACCAGAAAUGCCCCCUCUUGAUCUAUCAUCUCCAGAUACACUCACUCCUGAUGAAAUAGUUCCUUUUGUUACAACCCCCAAUGUACUGUUUCCAGGUGCACCAUCUCCUCCUGCUUUAUCUUCCCUCAAUGUUCCAGUUCCUGAUGGAGCUCCUACUGAUAUAUCUUUCCUUGAGGUACCUACUCAAGAACUUCCUCGUCCUGAUCUCCCUCUGGAAGGACCACCUCCUGACAAACCUGCUCCUGAUGUACCUCUUCCCGACCCGCCUUCUCGUAAUGUAUUUCCUCCCGAUACACCUCCUCCUGACCUACCUUUUCCUGAUCCGCCUUCUCCAGAUGUACUUCCAGAUGGGCCAUCCAUUAAGACUCCAGAUACUUCAGUAGAUUUUCCUCCUCCUGAUGUACCUUCUCCUGAUGGGGCAUCUCCAGAAAUACGUCCUCCUGAUGCUACCCCUCCAGCUCCAGAUAUUCCUGUGGACUCCGUGUUGCCUCCCUAUGGAGGUGGUCCUGUAUCAGACACAAAGUCCGCUACUAUAGAUCAGUCUGACCCUGCUGGUGAUUUAGCACCUGUUGACUUUACCUUCCCAGUUCCAGAAAACCCAAAGUCAGUUGGCCCUGGACAAGAUUCAGGAUCUGAUUCUCAGCCCAUGCCUGUGGUUGAACCUGGCAAUGUUUCAAGUGACAAUAUUGAAACGCCUGGAUCUAAUUCUAUCAAUGCUGGACAGGAAUCUUUUCCAGUAAAGCAAGGCAGAGGAGAGACAGGAAAUGAAAAAUCUGAAUCAAGUGGUCCAGAUUCUUCUGUGCCAUACAGAAACAUUCCUAAUGUGGAUCCAGGAGUGGAUCCAGGCAGUGAGAAUCCUGCAGUAGAUUCUACAGCAAACAAAAAGGAAAGAACAUCUUCUGGAGAGGAAUCUGUUGAACCAUCAGGAGGGUUGAAGUUUGAGGAAAAGAAAGACUCGAAACAAGAAAUGACAAGAGAGGCAACAAAGGAAAAAGUGCCUGAAGCCAAAGAGGAAACUAAAGAAAAAUCUAAAGCCGAAGGAGAGAAGGAGAAAGAGGACAAAGGCUAUGAGAAGAAAGCAACCCAGAAGAUCCUGAUUCCAGGAGGACCAAAGUUCAGUCAGCUGUCCAAAAUUGCCUAUGUGAGCUUCCAGGGUAAGACCUCUGUGUCCCACCCAUUGACUGUAGAAAACAUGGACGACGCGUCAGGUCCCCAAAAAUGA